Dunckerocampus dactyliophorus (ringed pipefish) is the source of this 13938-nucleotide messenger RNA. Its product is annotated as thyroid hormone receptor alpha. The transcript has 10 exons. Gene Ontology annotation, molecular function: RNA polymerase II cis-regulatory region sequence-specific DNA binding; nuclear receptor activity; zinc ion binding. The coding region runs from base 1522 to 2772 and encodes 416 amino acids. The record is from RefSeq and is a predicted model, not a curated record. Lineage: Eukaryota; Metazoa; Chordata; Actinopteri; Syngnathiformes; Syngnathidae. Gene Ontology annotation, biological process: positive regulation of transcription by RNA polymerase II; cell differentiation; negative regulation of transcription by RNA polymerase II.
GAAUCAUCCAUAGCUGAGGCAGCCCGGCUGUGUUCCUGACCCGCAUUCGGCCGCACUGUACCAGGCAUGGGGGAGGACGCUGCACGCACACUCACACUCACCGUGGCAGUGGCUGUGACAGUGACCGGCAAACACUCGCCUGUUAGCGGAAGGAAGAGGGACACCGGGGGAAGCUUGGUCGCCUUUUGAGACGGUGGAACCCCUGAGGAAUCUCUUCCUGACGAAGUCGAGACAGUUCAGUUUUUCGGAGAAAAGGAGAACUGGACCACUCGGACUUCCCUUGAUUGUGCUCCACCUGACACUAUUGUAUUCAUUGUAUAGUUGAUAACACCAGCGUUAUUUGUCAGAUUAUACAAGAUAUUUAAAUAUUUUUGACAGACUUACCUCCGACCAUCCUCUCUUCCAUCCACUCAGAAGAAGCCUCUGCUUUCUACCUCCUAUAAAAAAAAAAAAGAAAAGGAAAGGACAAAAAAACAAUUAUCUAAUAAGGCUUUUUUUUUUUUCCUUCGUACAACAUUUCUAUAAAUACCUCAGGGAUACUCUCCCGCCACCUACCUCUUCCAUCAAAACAGCCAACUGUGGAACACAGCAUAUCUAAACCUGUGACCUCUUACUGCUGUUACCGUGACAACCUGGAUUGCCUCUCAGACUCUCCUUGCUGCAAAUGUUAGAACCAGCAGUGACUCUGGACCUCAUACCACCUGCUCGCCUAGAUCUGGUCAUUGUAUAAAAUUGUACCAUAUAAAAAAAAAAAAAAAAAAAAAAAAGCAGGGCCGUGCUGCCGGAAAGUCUGCUAUACACCAGCUGUAGCCUCACCUGUCCAAAUAGUAUACCUGUCAGACAACUAUAUACCUCAGCACACACGCUAACUCAAGGAAACGGAAAGGAACGAGGAACUUCAUCCAAAAUCCUGGUGCUGUGAUUUACCCAGUGGACCACCCAUUUCAGAAUCUUUCAUUUGCCUUAGGGACUGGAUCACAGCAACCGUAACCAGGGCGUCCUCCAGAGAACCAUUUUGACUCCAUGCGGCAAACACCUAUUCUGCAUUUGCUUCUCAAAAAGUCCCAUAAAAGCCUCUAAGUGGUAGCACAGAUAAGCUAUUGAUCGACAGGCCUUCAGAGAAUCCAGGCAGAGACUAUUACUACAUUCUGUGUCGGCUUCCGCUCACCCGUUGGAGCCUCCAAGGAAGUGUUGAGCAGAAGACAGAAAUUGCAGGCUUCUCGAUAAAGUCAAGAAGUCAAAGCAUCAAAAUUCAUUGAAAAGUAAACAAACUGAGAAGAUCUGUCCUGUGUUCCAAAAAAAAUAACACACGAAAAGACGCCUUAAGAGUAAAGAAAGGAAUGCAUCGCUUUCCUUUGCUUCAGCUGCUGUUGUGCCCACCAUGUUCUUACAAGCCAAUGGCUGCAACCAUUCCCGGCUGGCUGCCUAUUGAAGGGUCUGCAGGCAAAUCGUAAACAGGCUGGCAAGGCCGGCAUCCGCCUCAUUGUCCUGUGAUUGGCUGCUGCAUGGGACUGAGGCUGAAUGGAGCCAGCGUCCAAGAAGCAGAAUAGCAACUCCUCAGAGAAAGAUGAGAAAGGGUGGCUCGAUGUGCCAAAGAGAAAAAGGAAGAACAGCCAGUCUUCAAUGAAGAGUAUGUCUGCUCUUAGCAUCUCUGUUCCAGGGUACAUCCCCAGCUACCUGGAGAAGGAUGAGCCAUGCGUGGUGUGUGGAGACAAGGCGACCGGCUACCACUACCGCUGCAUCACAUGCGAGGGUUGCAAGGGUUUCUUCCGUCGAACCAUCCAGAAGAACCUCCACCCGUCGUACACGUGUAAAUAUGAAGGCUGCUGCAUCAUCGACAAGAUCACACGCAACCAGUGCCAGCUAUGCCGCUUUAAAAAGUGUACCUCUGUGGGCAUGGCUAUGGACUUGGUAUUGGACGACUCAAAGCGUGUGGCCAAGCGUCGUCUCAUCGAGGAGAACCGUGAGAAAAGAAAAAGGGAGGAGCUGGUGCGAACGCUGCAGGUGAGACCAGAGCCGAACACCACGGAGUGGGAGUUGAUCAGGAUGGCAACGGAAGCCCACCGAAACACCAACGCGCAGGGUUCCAGCUGGAAGCAGAAGCGCAAGUUUCUGUCAGAUGACAUUGGUCAGGGAAAGCUGGUGCCUGCAUCGGAAGGAGAUAAGGUGGACCUGGAAGCCUUCAGUGAGUUCACCAAGAUCAUGACACCCGCCAUCACACGUGUGGUGGACUUUGCCAAGAAACUGCCCAUGUUCUCAGAGCUUCCGUGUGAAGACCAGAUCAUCUUGUUGAAGGGGUGCUGCAUGGAGAUCAUGUCGCUACGUGCCGCCGUCCGCUACGAUCCGGAAAGCGAGACGCUGACGCUGAGUGGCGAGAUGGCCGUAAAACGUGAGCAGCUGAAGAACGGGGGUCUGGGUGUGGUGUCGGACGCCAUCUUUGAUUUAGGCAAGAGCCUGGCCCAGUUUAACCUCGACGACUCGGAGGUGGCGUUGAUGCAGGCCGUCCUACUCAUGAGCUCGGAUCGCACAGGGCUGACGAAUGUGGAGAAGAUCGAGCAGUGCCAAGAGGCUUACCUUCUGGCGUUCGAGCACUACAUCAACUACCGCAAGCACAACAUUCCUCACUUCUGGCCCAAGCUGCUGAUGAAGGUAACAGACCUGCGCAUGAUCGGAGCGUGCCACGCCAGCCGCUUCCUCCACAUGAAGGUGGAGUGUCCCAACGAACUGUUUCCCCCGCUCUUCUUGGAGGUCUUCGAGGACCAGGACGUGUGACCGGAAAACACCGGCAAUCCCCCUUGACACUGAAAAACCUGAACAUAGGUGGAGGGGAUGGGAAAGAAGCGGGAGGAAGCAAAUUAUUUUUUCGUCUUUCAUGGGAACAUGCCCUGUGAACAUUUUUCAGGGGGCUUGGGGGGUAACACACCCACCACCUACCACCAGCACUCGACAUCACAAGCGAAAAAAACAAUGUGGAUACUUAGUCUUGUCACUUUAAAAGAUACAGUACAGUUAUUUAAACCACAUACACUCAAGUCCAACUAUAUGCAGACACACACACAGACACACACACACACACACACACACGCCUCCCACAAAUGUAGUUUCCUCUGCGUCCUGAUCAUCAUCUCAGACAAUCCCACUCCACAUGCUUCUUUGCACCUUCCGUAUCUGCAGUGGUGCCCUCUACGGUUCCGCCCGGAGCUAUGACAGUGUUCGUCAACCUACCUCCCCUCACAUACUGACCUCUCAAUGUAUCUCACACACACACACACACACACACACACACACACACACACACGGGAAACAUCAACACAUGCACUUUUACCUCAUAGCUAGUAAAAUACAGUGUCUUAUUUAUUGGUGGUUUACUGAGAAAACACACAGCCAUGUAGUCCGCAGUUGUACCUCUCUAGUAGUGACGGUGGGAACACUUAUAAUAGUAUAGUGUAAUAUAACAGUACAGUAGGUCUGAUGUCAGCGUUUCUAUUGUAUGAUGAUGAUGUCCAAUAAACAGAGGCUUAAUAUUUUCUAUUCAUAAUCAGUGACGGCUGGUGGAAGGAACGUAGUUUUGAACGUAGACCUGUAGACUACAUCACAACCACUGCAAGUAAACAUCCCUGUCAUAUAUUUAAAAAAAAAAUACACAACUCCUUUUGCAAAUCAAUACUUUAUUUCUAUAUGAGCUGUAAAUACAGUAAUAAUAAAAAAAAAUGUUUAUUUAUUGAGAUGCCUGUAUCUUAUUUGGGUGUUGACGGGGAAGCUAACUGGAAAGGCUAAGUGGAAUUAGUAAUUUAAGUGUUAGCUGUUAGGGGUGGACGAUACUGCAAAUUAAGUAAGUACGGGGGCCAGUAUUGACGAUACCAAUAUCAAAAAAAUAAAAAAAUACAUAUAAAUAAAAAAUAAUUAAAUAAAUUACUCGUAAAUUAUAAUAAACCAUGCAUUAAUUAAUAAAUUAAUUAUUUGUAUCAGAAUUGAACAAUAUAUGAAUACAACAAUAUCAACAAAAUAUUACAAUUAUUCCCUUUAGGAUUGCAACUAUCGAUUGUUUUCUUAGUCGAUUAAUCUGAAGCUCAUUGUUUAGAUUAAUCGAGUAAUUGGUCAGGCUUUAACUGGACCAAAUCAACGUGAACCAAACACAGUCAGUGUUUUGGUCUGCAAUAUAUCAGAAAAGAGCCAAAAAUGUUGACCACUGUUUUAGAUAAUAGGAUAGUGAUGAUGAAAAACAUAAUAGGCCUGCUUUCAUGGAUAACUAAGGAAAUGAAAAACUAUUUACAUUUGAGCAGCUGAAAUGGCAGGAUAUUUACACAUUUAAAUACAAAAAAAACGAUUAAUCGAUGACCAAAUUAAUUGUUGAUUAAUUGGAUAAUUGAUUACUCAUCGAUUAAUUGUUGCAGCUCUAAUUCCCUUUUAUUACAUACAACUGUUUGAGCAAAAUAAAGUCAGUAGUGCCAAAUAAACAAACAAAAGCAAAAACUACUAUUGGUUUUCAUUUGAUUUUUGUCCUUUUUGCCCCCAAAGUCCUCCUGUGUCCGAGAACGUAUUCCCUGAGUUUAGAAACAAUAUAACAACAUCAAAGUAUAACACUAUCAACAAUAUAACAAAAUGAACACAACAAAAAACACACAUUUGUGAUCAUAAAUGUAGAAUACAACUGAAAAAUAUCAAUCUCAUCAUGCUAUUAUCAAUCCAAUCCCAUGGAUAUUUGGAUCGAAGUGCCCACCCCCAUUAGCUAGCUGCAAAUCUGCAUGGGAAAAUAAUUAGCUGUCUGCUCAUAAAGCCUUUUUUUCUCAAGCAUUUCCCUUAUACAACAGUCCAUUACGAGUUACAUAAAGUGAAACAGGCUCCAAUAAAGAAUUUAGUGCUCGCUCCCUGUUCAGUGUAUGCAGCCAGAGAAUCAGGCCAACGUUGGGAUGUGGUUAUACUUUGCUAGCAAAACAAAGCCCGCUUGCUCACAUGUGCAGGAGACCCUUCUGCCCCCUCUUCAGCUGUAACUUGUAAUUGGAGCUACAGAAAAAAAAAAAAAAGGUUUUGAUCGCAUUCCUAGGGUUGCAAUUUGAGCUUGUAAGCUGAUGAGACGUGCCCUGGCAGUGAUACUGUGUCUAUUUCUUUUCAUUUUCCCAUCAAUUAUUAUAGUUCGGUGGCUCAGGAAUGUUGGUACCACGCACUCUCUUAGCCAGCCGUCCCUGAUUAUAUUAAAUGAAAGGUCAUGAUUAGAGAUUAACCCAUACCUGUCAAGCCUCCAGUUUUCCCCGCGAGACUCCCGUAUUUUGCCCUUCUUAAAAUACCUUUCCGUAUUUUAACUUUCAUAAAAAAGAAAGUUGUCUCCGGUACUGCCGGCGCAGCACAGCUUCCGGUCCGCUCAGCCACACUUGGGCAGCAUCGGCGUAAUACAACCUGUAGCCGGUACUGUUAGGCCUUCAAACUAAAAGCCCGCCAGUAAAAUAACAUGGUUACACAAAAGUGGGCAGUCGGGUUGUUACACAUUUUGAUUAAAAGACUGUAAUUUCCCUUAUUUUCCAGAAAAUGUACCUUAUUUUCAAAUGCAAGUGUUGACAGGUAUGCCCCCCGCCACAGUGACAACACUUUUUCUUUUUUGUGUUAGGUGAAGAACCAUAUAUUUUCCUCAGGAGUUCCACACCAAAGGACAGUGAAUGUCAUUAACUAAUACUGUGCAAAAUAAACAAGACAUUGCAGUUGUCUUCAAAACUGCACGUGAAUGCUGAGAGAUGCCGGCCUGACGCUCGCUUUUAUAUCACAGCAUACCAUAGCAAUCCACACAUACCAUGCAAGCACCGUCCCUUAGCAGAACCUUUGCAGACAUACAGCACCGCAAGUAUUUUUGCCCUUCUUCCCUGACGCCCUCCUGUUUUAAUAGUUUGCCAUAUUUUACCUUCCUCUGCAACACUCAGGCAUUUGAAAAUAAGGGAUAUUUUUGAUAAUUAGGGAGAUAUUCCAGAAAAUUCAGGAAAUACUGGGCUUUCCACCAGAUUUUCCACCAGCAAGGUGGAAGGAAAAUGUUUGCUGCUUUAGAUGCACAAACAUUUUCUGCCCCUUCAGAAAGCCCAGAAUUGCCCUCAUUUUCCAAAAAAAAUAUGUCCCUCACUUUCCCUUAUUUUGCAGAAUAUUUCCUGUGUUUUUAAAUGUUGACAUUGGCAGACAUGCCAUGAGCUCUACUGACCUUUAUUCACACACUUUUUUUUUUUUUUUAAAGAUGCACAAUAGCAAUAGUCUUAUUGCUUGUCUCAACACGUUUUUCAUUAGAUUUUACUUUACGCGUCCCCAAAAGAAAAGCCAUGCAUUUCUGACACAGAAUAGCAUUCGUGUGUAAUGUGUCUCUCAGCAUUCACGCUCUAAUAAUGUCACCUAUAGCUUACAAACGUAAAAACACAGAGGUUGAACACUGACGGAGGCUGCGUACAUAGGGGAUUCCACUAGUGGAACAUUUGUGUGACGUGAAAAAAAUCUUACUUCAAGACAUAGAGAAGUACUUAUAUCUCUGACAUAUACCUCCUGUCUUAGCUGCAUCUCGCACAUACACAAAUGUAUCACACACACGCUUGUUUUUUUUUGUUUUUUGUUUUAAACAUAUUUAUUUAAGACCUUGGUUGCGAUUGCAUUGCUAACAGCCACUGUGCUGCGCCAUCACACCCGCCUCCCCUGCCUGCCUACAUUCUCAUCGGACUACAAUACCACUGAUACACACCACGACAUGACCCUGCCCCUCCCCCGUCAAGUCCUAAUGGGUGGGGGAUUAUGUCGCUUACCUCGUGGCAUGUACCUGUUUCAAGUACCUGCUGAAAAACGGACCGAUUCUACCUCACCUCUCAUGUUGGUACAGCUGCCCUUUCAUCUGCAACACAGUGACGCGCAUGUUUAAAACGUACGACGGAAACGUGUCGGCAGCUCUGUCGAGACGGGCCAUGGAUCAACAGGUGAACGCGAGUUCAUUUUCGUGGGACCAACAGUUACCGUUUUUCUUUCAGAAUUUGAUGUAAGACUGCGGGCCCCUUUCACACCGCCUCUCAGUGUGCAUCUGGUGUGAUCCGAUUAGUGAUGGUUAGCUUGAUGGUUAGCUUGACUCGUCUCUAGUGGCCGCUGAUGACAGGGGUGCCCAAACUUCUUUCACUGAGGGUCGCAUGAAAUAUGAAAGGAUGCGGGGCCACUUUGAUAAUCUUCAAAUUUGUGUUUGCUAUAUAUGCAAUCUAAGUUGGGGGGUGUUCCUUUGUUUUUUUUUUAAGGAACUUUUUUUUUUAUAGAAUUCUACCAAAUUCACAAGUAAUCAUUCUUACUAUAGUCGCUUAUUUUGCAAUUUUAUCAAAACUAUUUUUGAAUAUCACAAAAUAUCAAAUUUGUUUUUAACAUGGCAAAUGUUUCUUUUCAGUGUGGCCCUAAUCAUCCUCCAUAAUGUUCUGACGAAGACUACAUUUCAUGUUAUUUAAAAAACAAACAAAAAAAACCUCCCAGGCUAGACUUUGGACACCCUUGCCAUCUCAAGACCCUGCUCUGUUUGCAAAUGCUUUCACAACAAUGCCACACAGCAAAUUAACCUUCUGAUUUGUUCGAGAGAGUGAAGCCACGCCGUACGUUUAUGCAAAUGAGCAUCAUUGGAAUCGGUGGUUGGAUUAAAGGACACCAGACACAUUGAUGGCACGUCUGAAUCGGGCCCCUUUUGACCUUACAUGGUGCCGAUUGAACCUCAUGUCUGAGGUAUUAUGACAGCAAAAAAUGGGACUCCGGCAGGAGCCAUUUUGGCCUGAUUGGAUGGAGCCAACAGACUAUGGCGGUGGGGAUUCAAUAAACGGCGAGCCGGCAGUCUUUGCCUCUGGAUUCAUCCGAGCCAAGAGGGAGGAAACAGCACUUGGCGUCAUGUGACUCAGAAAUGGACCCUGUUUUCUUCCCUUUCCCCCUGCUGUCGUCAGCAGAAACGGACGUUAAGCCAUUCGCCGUUGGAAAAAAAAAAAAAAAAGCGACUGUCCUCUCCCUAAAAUGUACACUUCGAUUUCAACGUCGCUGAAAUAAGCUCCACUGAUCACCAUCCACAAAUAACAAUCAGGUUUUUUUAUGUUGCACUAAAACUACAAUGGAUGUAAUAACCCUAAACACUUUCUUUUCUUCUGUCCAGUCACUUUUUUUUUUUCUUCUUUGCUUGAAACGGUCUUGAUUAGGGUUGCACAAAUCCAAAUCCAGUACAGUAUUGGGAACUUUGUGAGAAUUAAUGGGAAUAGUCCUAAAUGAGCAGAAACCAUCUUGGCAACCAGGGGUUUAUAUAUACAUGGUCAUGGUAAUGGUUUAGUUUAUCCACAUGACACUGAAGUACAGUAGAUACGAAUGGCUGGUGGUUCCGCAACUAAUUGAGAUGCCCACAAAAUGUCUAUUUUUGACACACAGCUCGCCCCUCCUUCCUUCAGAAGUUAAAUUUCACACUUCACGUGCCUCACGGCAACUAGCGUGCACCCAAGCACCGUCGAUCAAAGCGCGAAAUCUCAAUGCUUGACGAAAAAGCAUUAACAGUAAAGCAUAAAGACAUGUGAAGCAGUAUAUGUAAGCUGUGCAUUUUUAUCUGCAUCAUCACGUAUCUCUAAAUUAUUCAUGACUAGGAGUGCUCCGAUCGACCGGCCACGGAUAAAAAAAAAUAAAAAAUCACGUGACCGAUAAAUGCCUUUCAAGGCCGAUCACAAAAGCCGAUCACCUGUGGCUUGUACUAUUGCAGCGUGCAGCCUGUAGCGAGCCUCUCCAUCUCCCGACCACUUUCCCUCACACUGGGCAGGCGUGCCAAGGCCAAAACAAUCAUGUCCGCCGUGUGAGGCUUACCUGUCCUUUGUGCGAGCAAUAUCAAAUUUGCACCGUUCAAAACAUGCCACGAAAACUAUCUCGCCGGGGUGGCACGUUAAAAAGCUUUCGUUUUGUGCGGCAUUUGGGAGGCGGGCACUUGGCGGGGUGUGAUGAGUUUUCGAGACUUGCGAUGUGAUCAUCCGUCACCCGUAUGUGCCACAGCAGUCGGCGGUCUAAGGCAGAUAGCCCGAAAAGUGGUUGGAUUCGUCGGAUUGGAUAGCCGGCCUUCGUCGGCCUCUCGCAUCUAAAGUCUCGGCGUCUCAUCCUCUGUAAGUCCAGGGAUACAGUAUGUUCUCUUGAAACAGUAAGUCAAAUAUGUUUUUGUCUAAAUGAAGGUGAUGAUUUUAUGGUUCCCUUUUUCAUAUCAUAUAGUCAAUAGUAAAUUUUAAAAUGUACACUCAAUCCAUGUGAUUGGCAUCGGACGAUUUCACUCAUGGAUGAUCGGUAUCGGAAUGGGCAGCAUAAAACCCUGAUCAGAGUGCCCCUAAUCCUCUCAGCAAUUACCGAUAGUUUGUUCGCUUUCUGUGUUUAACACAUACUAGGUUACCAUUUUUUACUAGUAAAUAGCCUAUUGUAUGAAAAAAUGUAAUCAAAUUUCCCAAAUUAAAAAAAUAAAAAUAAAAAUUCCGUUCCAUAAAAAAAAAAACAUUAGAGAAAUUAAAAUUUAAAAAAUGCUUUGGGAAAAUGAAUAUACAGGUGCAUCUCAAUACAUUUAAAUACAUUGGAAAAGUUAAUUUAUUUCUGUAGUUCAUUUCGAAAAGUAUAGAUUUAAUACAGAGUGAAAUAUUUCAAGAAUGUGUUUUCUUAGUUUCUUGAUGAUUUUGAUGAUUAUAAUUUACAGCUAAUGAAAACCCCAAAUUCAGUAUCUCUUAAAAAUGAGAAAAAACGGAAAAAACUCCUACUACUGCUGCAAAAACAUCCUGAGCCUUUAAGUGGUUUCUUGGUGUGAACUGAACUACGGAACUCGAGUAUCUUACAAAACAACAAUCCAUUUAAUUCCCAUUAAUUAUCAUCAAUUCCAGUGGAAAGUAUCCCAAUGAAUAUUUCCGAAAUAUCCUUAUCCGACUGGAUGUUUCCACCUCUUUGCAACACUAAUCAUGACCAUAUUGUGAAAUAUACGUCACUGCUACAGUACACACACACACACACACACACACACACAUUGUGUGUAAACUUAACAUGGGGCUGGUUUCACAAAGAUACUGUCUAUUUCCGGAUGAAGUGAGAGCUUUGUUUCCAUGGUUGCAAGUCCUGGCAUCCUCCAAAUCUGUGCCACCUACCAUUGAUUAUACUUUGCCAAGAUGAAAAUUCAUCCACAUUCUUUCAUGGUAAGAAAAAAUAUAGAACAGUCAUUCUGAGGUGUGACAAUGAAAUGUCAAUGAAAGUCUAUCUUUGGGAAAGCAGCCCCUGACAGCGAUACAGCCUUUAAGUGCUACUGCUCUUUGUUACUUGUCGACAUUGCAGGGUAUUUAAAUAGAACUGUAAGCACUGAUUAAACAGUCACACACACACACACAUGCACACACACACACACAUAUGCACGCACAGCAAUAGGAUGAUCAAGCAGUGCAGGUUCACAGUUGGCAUCUCCAGGCCUUCUGUGAUCUCACCUUCACUGUGAAUGAAAGCAGGGCAAACACACACACGCAUACCAAAUACACACUUUAUUUAUGCUAUCAGUGGCUGACCUACUCAAAUCACGUCAUCGUGUCCAAGCAGUCAUGUAGCACACCUGCAUUAGUGAGCUCGCACUCGCGUUGAUGGAGUCAAAACACCAAAUCACCAAAAUGACCUUCAUAUUGCCCCGUUUUUCUAAACUCAGGAUCUCGUCCCUGAGCGCGCAGAGCACAUAUUGUGUUCCAGUUUAAGGACUACACACAAAUGAGGUUCGGCAUCAUGAUUUGAGCUGGCAGCCAUUCUCAGUGGUUAUCUUUCCCGAAAACUAUCACCAGCACCAGAAAAACGCACUGCCUUCAGCCAUGAUUACGUGCACCAGCAUAGCAGAGACAGAGACAGACUAACAGUAACAAUCCAUGUACUGUGCCAGCUACUGCAACGCCAUGUUCAAAUACUGGGGACAACCGUAUACUAUGUUGGGGGUGAUUAUGUUGCAUUCAAGGUAACUUGGAAGUCGGAAAUAUCACUUAACCUUCUUGAGGAAUAAUACUGUCGUUUUUAAAUAAACGGAAGAGAAUUGAAACACGCCAAUCUCAUCAUGCUGUGUGGAUCGAUCCGCCCAUAAAGACAUCCGUCCUUCAAAUAAGCACCCGGUACUCUCUGGUUCUCCAGUUUUGGUAAAUGGUCAAAACUCAUACAGCCAAAAAGUUUACGGUAUAUAGUCUCUUGGUGACGUUUUUUUCCGACUUCCGGGUAUUCUUAAGGGCAGCAUUAGCCUGAUAGAAGGUUUGGGACAUAUUGAACCUAUGCUGACAAGCAAGGCUGUAAAAAAAGAAAUCAUCACAUGGACUACAUUUCAGGAACUUGUUCAUUUGGACACUGACCCCUUCUGGUAUAAGCAGAAUAAACCUGUUGCAUGUGUUUGAGCAUGGUCUUAGUUGUAGUACCAAGACAAUUUAGCCUGUUCUUAGGGAAAUUCCAUCCUCUGCAUCACUUUCCUUACUUCUUAAUGCAAAUUAAAUUCGUGUUUUUCCCACCCCCUGUUACCACUGAACUUUCCCUCCUGUCUGUCUGUCUGUCUGUCUGACACUUUAAAUACUAGUUACAUUUUACCUCAUGUUUACAAUAACUUAAACUGUGAACUUGUCGCUAGGCUAUAAGAGAACACUUUACAUUCAUGCGCCUGCUUAAAAACAAAUGAUACUUACCCAGGGAAAACAUCUGUUAAUCGGCGUCCUCCCUGUCCUUGCCACAUCUGUCCUGAUCUCUUGCAAUGUCAAACCUCUCCCUGUCUUUUCUAUUUAUGUCGUCCCCUGCCACCACUCCAGCACCCUCAAAGACAUCUGCCCCAACUCAUACAAGCACUGUUUGGUGGAGAAAGAUGACAAUCCUCUACAGGAGUAUGUCCACUUGUGGAAUGUAAUAUAAUUGUAAUUGUACCACACUCAUGUUGUUGCUGAAUUGGAUGUUGCUAGUAUGGUUCUACUAAAUAUGCUUGGCAGGGUGCAUUUGCAAAAGUAAGUUAAAGCCAGGAUUGAGUGGCAUACUGCCACUGAGAUAUUUUUAAUAUGUAUAAAAAAAAAGAAGAAAAAAACCUUGAGCAGUGUAUUGUAAGCCAUUUUUCUUUCCUUUGUCUUUAAUGUGCAUCGGGUUUUCUUGGAAGAGAUGGUGGGUCUAUUUGUGUUUAUGCUUUAUUAGAUUUGACGGAUCAUCGGUGCAAAUGCAGUCAUCUAAUUCAGUGUUCAGUUGAAUUGCAUGAAAAGAAGCAGCGUAAUUUCACACUGGAGAACCAAUAUUUGACAAAUAACUCAAGUGUCCCUUACGGAUAACAUGUAGUUCAGGGGUCAUCAACAUUUUUCCUUGUGAUAGCUACUUUUACAAAAUGAAAAUGGCCAAGAGCUACUCAUUUUUGUAACAUUUAUUUUCAGAGCUUAUUUUAAACCCAAACAAAGCGAAUAUGCUUGUUUUACCAGAACAUGAACAAAAUGCUGGUGUCCACAACUCACAUUUUGUAUUUCAAAAUGCAUUUCUUUCUACUGUUCUUUCAUUAUUAACUGAAAACCUGAAUGAAAAGCAGGCUUGCGGGCACCUCAUGUGGUCGUGGGGGGCUACCUGGUGCCCGCGGGCACCACGUAGGUGACCCCUGAUGUAGUUCAUAACAAACUACUUCAUCACUAUUUAUUAUCAGGCCUUCAGGCUAUUAUCGUUCGUAAAAAUAGAAAUAUUUUUUUGAAAUAUAUCUUUCAAUUCUUUCUUAAACUCGACAUGUUCUUUCAAAGCAGAUAUUUCAAGUCACCUGUUAGGUAAGCUAAUCUUAAAACUAUUAACAUCCACACGGGCGGUCCUCGUUUUGCAAUGCACUGCCAUAAAUGAAUCAUUCUGUACAAAAAGAAAAAGAGUUGGAAGAAUACAUAGUCAGGCUGCGCUGCACUGAGGAAGGACAGUGUCACUUUUUGGCUUCACUUUUUGCCCUUCAUUGUGCCUCCCAAGUGUAAGGCAUACUCUUCUGAUGCAGUGCAUCAAAGAAAAGGAAAGUCAUCAUCGUCAAAAUAAAGAUGGUAUCCUCCUAUGAAAUGAACGGUGAUAACUACGCAGCAUAGUCAUCUCAUUAUUGACACUUCCUCCUCACAAUAAGCCUAAUAAGCCGUAAUCCUCCUUUGCAACGCCCCUUCUACAAGGUGUAUCAAAAAAAAGUAGACUCUCCAAAACGUAGCCACUUAAGUUACAAUUGAAUAUUAGAAAACUCCUUUUUAACGCUGUCCUUGUCUUGCAGGCCUUCCCACCUUCUUAAAAUAUGGCCCCAGGCUAGUCUGGAAGAAUAACCUCCGAUUCUCCACCCAGAUCUCCAUGACCCCUCUAGUAUUCAUUAGCAUUCAAUCAUCUUUACCCUUAAUGACGGUUGCGACAGUCGAGCAGCUGGGACCCAAUGGGCGGACAAUAUUGGUGAACAUGUCUUCAUUUUCACUCCCCUGGUGAUAGCUUUCCUUUUCCUUAGCACACUGCAGCUUGAGAGACAUAAUGAAGUGUCAAAAGUUAACUAAUAAGCAAUGUUACACACACUGCAUUUUGUGCUGUGACUAGUUCUCAAGCGAGUCCGUCUUUACGGAUAAAAAAAAUACAUUUCGUCACCAUGAAACGUAACCGGGAGCGCCGAAAACCGAGGACCACCUGUGCUAAGCUGGUACUACUCCUCCAAAAGGUCACAACUUCAUUUUACACUGUUUUUAGCUAUGCUUUUAUCAAUUUCCUGGUCCGGCUGGUCAAACAGGAAGUGAGCGACGCGGCUUGUCGUGCUCAUUUGAGCCUUUGCUCUUCAAAAAAAAUCCAAAAUAAAUGAUGCUUUGAGGCUUUAGAUUGCUUUACAUUCAUUAUUUAACCAAGGUCCAUACUUUGAUGUAAAAAAAAAAAAAUCUACAUUAUCUCAAUGUCGUGAGAAGAAUAUUGCUGUUUGUGGAUUUUUAAAAAUGUCAAAGUGAAAUUUACUGUAAA